AGACACAAUUGUCAUUCGAAUGAAGCAAUCUUUCACAGGGAUCCGAGCGACACCUGAGCCAACCGACGUACACCACCAAACCACCACCUCGAACCAGAUCAGACACGACGCACACAUCACACAUCACCCACACCAGAUACCAGACAUCCGGGCUGAAAGGAACGGAAAAGAAGAAAGUCUACGAGAAACCCUUGCCGCGCACUUGCACCAACGUCCGAACAUAUCUUAUCAUACCAAACUCGACCCUGCAGCCCACCACAAUCAUCCAUCUUUCCCCCCUUCCUCACCGGCUCGUCCUGCAUCCUCUACCAAGGCAGGUAGGUACUUCCUCAUUUCCUCAGUCUGUCUCUGUUUCUUUCCCAAAAGGCACUUGGCACGACUCCCCCCCGGUACAAGGGCACGCACACGCUUCUUCUUCUUCCCCUACCUACCUAAUCCUCCCCGGGCAAGACAAGGCACUCAGUCUGUCCCACCCUCACACUCACAGCCUGGCCCUGGUCUUCUCCCCCUACCUCACCUACCUGCUUGUUUGGCUCAGGUCCCAGACGUCUCCUCCCAAGAGCACCUGCACCCCCCUUCUUCCUUUCCGCACCCCUCCGGCGCAAAUUGGACAGCCAGAGCAAAAGGAGCAAAAGGGCAAGGGGCAACUCGAGAAACAGAGAGGGAAGAAAAAAAAGGCACGACCCCCUCCGGAGUCAUUAGCGAGAUUGGGCCCCUAUCGCUGUGCUUUUCCUCUCUCACACCCCCCAGAUUCAUUCAUUCAUGCUAAGAACGGGCUCCCGGCCACCUUGACGGCAUAGUGGCCGGCUCAUCGCUCCAUUUUUCCAUCUCCUCCUGGUUACUUCAAUCAAUUUCACUCUGCACUGCUUUUUGCACUGCUUUUUUGGCCCUGGCCCGGGUUACGCAGCACUGUACCCGCGGGAGUACCUGUUCCUCUCUCUCCGUCCCAGGCUUGCUGGCUCCAUCGCCCUCGUCCUCGCCCAUCCCGACGCGCGGGUCCACGGUGAAUCACUCUGCUGGAUCGUGUGGGUUUCUUCCCUCUAUCCUCUCACUUUCACAGCUCAGGCUCUCGCGCACACCCGCCUGCACCUCUCCGUCCCUCGACCCUCGUCACCCCCGUUCAUUCCUGCUCUCCCUUUCCCUCGCCUCGCCUGCUCAUCCCCUCCCCCCUCCUUCCCAGAUUCCCAGAUUCCCUGACCCCUUCCGCUCUCGUCCGUUUCUUCGUCCCUCAUUUUUUAACACUCAUGUGCGUCGCAGUCGCAGUUCUUCCGCCCAGCAGCAGAUUAGCUCUUCGUCAAGCAAAGCAUCGAUCAACUGCCGCCGGGCCUGCGAUUGUACUGCAGUUCCAUGCAGAUAUCUUGACCACGCACCCGAGCACACACAUCACAGACGGAGACGGACGCACAUUUCCAACUCAGAUAUAUCGCCCCGUGCCUUGAUGCUCACACAACUCUCGCCCCCUCGUCUCCGCCGCCGACCUUGACACGCACAAUUCGACGCGCUUCCCAAAGAGACCAAACCAACAAAACCUGGUCUGCCGUCGCCCAACCCCCCCCGUCCACUUCCCAGGGUCGCUUCCUCAUCAUCGCAAUCUCGACCCACGCACCCGAGAACAUCGUGUACCCUCUGGAUAUCCACGUCUGAGGAUCCAUCCCCGAUCGACUGGUUCUAGCUCCAUUCCCACCCCCUGGACCCUUACCUGGCCCUUUUAAUAAUAUCGACCACCUCCUGGCCUUCGCCUGUUCCCCUCGCCGUCUCCUCUUCUUCAUCUGGUUUCGCUCUCUUAGUCCAUCCCAGCACACUCUUUCAAGUCUUUUUCCUAUUUCCAACAUCAACUGUUCCGACCCAAUACAAGCGACAACACACGCACCCCAAUUUCCUUGCUUCAACUUUCAACAACUCUUCACACCACCACCACCACCACUACCACUGGUACCACAACUGCAGGCACGACACGGAUAACUCUCCAUCCACUACCGGUCUGAAUGCCACAGAUUUCGCAAGCGGCUCUUGCAAAGAGCUCCUCCUAGUUCGGCACAGCAUUGAAAUACCGUCAUCACGAGGAUCUUGACUGGAAUCAACGAUCACCUCAACCCCCCAAAAUCACACAAAAAUGACGGUCGCACACGAUUUGACCCAUAGAGGGGCAACGUCCCACCCUGCCAGCAAUAUGGCUCUCGAAGACAGGUUCGAGGUGCUCAAGGAGAUUGGAGAUGGUAGCUUCGGCAGCGUCGUCCUUGCCCGAGUCCGUAGUGCAGGUGCUAGCGUGGCUCGCCGCGGCACGGUGGUCGCCAUCAAAACCAUGAAGAAGACGUUCGAGUCCUUCACCCCGUGCUUGGAACUUCGCGAGGUCGUCUUCCUGAAGACCCUUCCCAACCACGUCCACCUCGUCCCCGCCCUCGAUAUUUUCCUUGACCCUUACAGCAAGAAGCUUCAUAUCGCCAUGGAAUACAUGGAGGGUAACCUGUACCAAUUGAUGAAGGCCCGGGACCACAAGUGUCUGGACAACGCCAGCGUCAAGAGCAUUCUUUUCCAGAUCAUGCAGGGUCUCGAGCACAUCCACGCUCACCACUUUUUCCAUCGCGACAUCAAGCCCGAGAACAUCCUCGUCUCCACCUCUGCCCACCAGGACGCCGUCACGUCGUUCCGCAGGUACUCGGCUCUUGUCACCCCUCCCUCCACGCCCCCGAGCUAUACCGUCAAGAUUGCCGACUUUGGCCUCGCUCGCGAAACACACUCCAAGCUGCCCUACACAACAUACGUUUCGACGAGAUGGUACCGUGCACCCGAGGUGCUUCUCCGUGCAGGCGAAUAUUCGGCCCCAGUCGAUAUAUGGGCGGUUGGUGCCAUGGCGGUCGAGAUCGCCACCCUCAAGCCACUCUUCCCCGGCGGAAACGAGGUCGACCAAGUUUGGAGAGUAUGCGAAAUCAUGGGAAGCCCUGGAAACUGGUACAACAAGUCGGGUGCCCGCGUGGGCGGCGGCGAAUGGAAGGAUGGCACCAGGCUGGCCGGCAAGCUCGGGUUCUCAUUCCCCAAGAUGGCGCCCCAUGCAAUGGAUACGAUUUUGCAACAGCCACAGUGGCCCGCUGCGUUGAGCCACUUCGUUACGUGGUGCCUUAUGUGGGACCCCAAGACUCGCCCGACCUCAACACAGGCGAUUGCUCACGAGUACUUCGCCGACGCUGUUGAUCCCCUGAGGCCCAAGUCUUCUGCUUCGAGAAUUCUGGGUCGCAAGCAGUCCGAUCUUGGCCGUGGCAGCAAUUCCAACUCUUCUACCCCCACGUCUUCCAAACCGUCUUGGUUCAGAAAAUCUCUUAUCGGUCGCUCGGAAAGCGCCGAGGUUGCCAUGCCCCAAUCGAUCUCCAAGGAAUCGACCCCGAGACCAUCCCCCGUUCCCUCGCAGACGACAAAUGAGGUCCCCGUUGCCAAGACCCGUCCUGCGCAGUCGAAACGCACGACUUGGACAAACGGCCCGUCAAACGUCGCCCCUAUGCCGAUACUCCCCACCAUCCGUCCCAUCUCCCCUCUAUCUGAUGCUGUUACCGCCGAGGCCAGAAACGGCGUCACCUACAACGAUUCGUACGCCAACGGUCGGCACCGCAACGUUCAGAUUGACGAGAAGAAGAAGAUUGGCAGGCAACUGUCGGUUGCAUCGAGCACGAACAACUACGCCGAGAUUCACCGCCAGCAGGCCGAGAGGGCACUCAAUGGCAAUGGCGGCCUUGCAUCGCCGCCCAACGGUCACAAGGAAAGCUUCUUUUCACACCUUCGCAAACGCGCCCGUCGCUUUUCGGGCAGGCACCAGGCCCCUAUGUCACCCAACUCGGAUGACGUUGAGGCUCAGGCAGGUUGCGGCCCAUGGAACAGCAACAGAUCCUCCAUGGUGAUCGAGAACGCGCCUACACCCCCGCCGAAGCCUACUGAGAUCUACGAACCGCUUGACAAGGCCUUGCGAGACGUUCAGCAGACCCAAGACCAUGCUCCUGUCCCUCCCGCGCACCUCAUCAACCCCAGCAGCGCUCUAAAGAGACACCACUCCCUGCCGCAACACCAGCCGCGAUCUGUUGACAACCUAAUGGUGGCUGCAAGAGGCACCGGACCGGUUUCGGGCCGAACCCGUCGUCAGGGUGUCCAGCACUACGACGCCCCGGACGAAGAGGACGAACUGCUCGACGAGGCUCUCAACUCGACUCACCACGCCAUGAACCGCAUGGAGAAGGAUGGGAAGCCCGGCCUGCGUCAAUCUGCCAGCAACGUCGCCAUGGCGAACCCGUAUCCGACCCCGUCUCCUUCAGCCAACGGUAACUCGGUACUUUUCGGCGACAACCACGAAGCCGUCACGCCCAAGCCUCUGAACCUUCAGAAGUCUCACGGCACUGAGAACCAGUACAAGUGGCCCACGCCUCCGUACGAGGAGAGCGAAUGGGCUGCUUCGGCCUCUGCCAGCAUUUGGGCGGCCAGCAACCGGUUUUGAGGCGGCGCUCUAGAGGCUGUGCAGAUUUCACCGCAGAAGUUUCUUGUGUAUUCACAUGCAUGGACCUGGUGUUUUUGGCGUUUACCGGUGUACCGACGUCACCGAGCAGAUGGAGGCGAUUUUAAAUCCGGAUAUCGGUUCUCUUUUUUGCCCAUGUCCUGGGGGAACAGGGUGGCAUUUCGAUCAUUCCACGAUAUCUUCGAUACCACAGGGCGGCUCGCUUUUCCGUCAUUGCGCAUAUAUUUAUUUCCUUCUUUUUUAUCGACUCAUCUGUUUCGAAAUACCCGACAUUAUAGACUGGAAGGGAUGCUCAAGGUGUCCUACCAAAGCCAAUAUUUCUUUUGUUUCUUGGGGCUCACGCGGGCAAGGAGUGGCAGUCCCAAUCUGGAAGAAGAACACGGUUCACAAGGGAUUGGGGGAAAAAGAUAAGGGGUCAAACAUGGUCACACAAUUCUGUACAAGGAAGGACAAGGGCACAAGAUUUUCUAGAUUCUCUGCGGGCUGGACACGUCAGACGACUCAGGGAAAGCCAUGUUGUGGCCGACAGAUGCCCAAACGGAUAGUUUGUCAUAUAUGGACCGCGGAAAACACAAAUGGCAUACAUAUGGGCGACCCUAUCGAAGCUACUCGGCAAGGGCUGAGAGUCCCGCGCCUGCACAUGUGCGCAGUCGCGUGGAAACUAUCAUUUUAACUAGCUGGUUUGGAGAAAUGAGGUGGGAUAAAAGCAAAUAAGUCAGGAUGGGGGGGAUUGGAGGAACUGUACGUAGGCGGACGAACUUUGGAGUCCUGCUAUCACCACCAUACUACAUACAUAAUAAUAGGUGUGUAUCCUAGAGAUGCACACCGUUUACGAACCAUCCGCUUCUGCUUUCUGGGGGAAACUUUACAUCUGGUAGCAAAGGAGAGGGGAAGGGUGAUUACUUGGAAUUGACUCUCGAC
Messenger RNA from Colletotrichum destructivum, 5413 nucleotides. Its product is annotated as Putative serine/threonine-protein kinase, active. Gene Ontology annotation, cellular component: nucleus; cytoplasm. Bases 2114 to 4474 code for a protein of 786 amino acids. Lineage: Eukaryota; Fungi; Ascomycota; Sordariomycetes; Glomerellales; Glomerellaceae. Gene Ontology annotation, molecular function: ATP binding; protein serine/threonine kinase activity. Gene Ontology annotation, biological process: protein phosphorylation; intracellular signal transduction. The record is from RefSeq and is a predicted model, not a curated record. The transcript is spliced from 3 exons.